Messenger RNA from Suillus subalutaceus, 989 nucleotides. RefSeq names its product WD40-repeat-containing domain protein. The coding region runs from base 90 to 989 and encodes 299 amino acids. The transcript has 6 exons. Lineage: Eukaryota; Fungi; Basidiomycota; Agaricomycetes; Boletales; Suillaceae. Gene Ontology annotation, molecular function: protein binding. The record is from RefSeq and is a predicted model, not a curated record.
AGUGAGUGGUGGGCAUGUAUGGGGUUUGAUGGUAAGAGCUAAAAUUAUCGCGCAUCCAUUAAGUGAAUCCCAAAACCAAAAUCAAAAUCAUGGGGUAUCCAGCCCCUGUGAAGUACAAGAACUCAGCGACAAUGCCUUACCGAAAGAUCAAAGUGAAGGACCGUUUCAGUCACAUCCUAUACCUGCCCGGUGGACAGCGGAUUAUCAUCUCUUCACGGGAUGGGUCAUUUCUAGUCUGGGACUUGGAGAGGGGCACGCAGUUUGGGGAGGAAUGGGAGGACAAAGAAAGAAGUGUGGAGACCAUAGUAUUAUCGCCGGACGGCAAGACCGUAGCAACCGGGAGUGAGGAUGGUGCAGUGAAAUUAUGGAACGUCGACACAGGCAAGGUUAUCAAAACAUUGACGGGGAACACAAGUUGGGUGAAGUCUGUGUGGGUCAUACAUGGAGAGUGUGGGAUGUUGAGAGUGGAAAAAAUAUCCUUGGACCAAUCAAGGCAGGCCCGGGCUGCUUCUGGUGGGGAUCGUUACAUUGCCGAUGCGGGAGUGAUCAAGCUUCAAGCGCCCCUCAGGUGUGUUCCUCAGGGUUCUCCAAAGGACAUAAGCUCUACGAGGGCCGGCCUUGUGCUGAAGUGGGUAAAUAUGGAAGACCUCUGUGUCUACUCGCGUCAGCACAAGCCCGGUCCUCUCAGGCUUCAUUAUCCUCGCUCCGCAUCUUCGAAUUUUUCCCUAGAUGCGGAGCGAGGCAUUUAUGUCCUCGUGUGUCAGUAUAAGCUCGCCCUGACUGGUCGCAGGUUUGCAUCCCAGAAUGCACAACCACUGGCUUAUCGUGUUCCGCAGGACAUAAGUUCUACGAGGGCCGGCCUUGUGCUAAAGUGGGUAAAUCUGGAAGACCUCUGUGUAUACUCGCUUCGGCACAAGCCCGGUCCUGUCAAACUUCGUUAUCCUCGAUCCGCAUCUUCGAGUAUUGCCCCAGAUGCGGAGCGAGGAUAG